This is a messenger RNA of Fusarium pseudograminearum CS3096, 927 nucleotides long. RefSeq lists its product as uncharacterized. Lineage: Eukaryota; Fungi; Ascomycota; Sordariomycetes; Hypocreales; Nectriaceae. The coding region runs from base 1 to 927 and encodes 308 amino acids. The record is from RefSeq and is a predicted model, not a curated record. The transcript has a single exon. Gene Ontology annotation, molecular function: 3'-5'-RNA exonuclease activity.
AUGAGAUUCGCCAUUCUUCUUGCUGGUGCCGUAGCAGUUGCUGCGGCGCCUUUAUCUCGGACGACAGAUGUGCGGCUUAUGACUUACAACAUUCGCCUGGCCCCAAACCACCCCGAACGAGGCGAGGAACUCUGGCCUGUUCGUCGACCACGCUUAGUCUCCCAACUCAACUUCGAGACCUCAGGAAGACCAGAAUCUCUUGUUUGCAUGCAAGAAGCGACAUACCCACAAAUUCAAGACCUCCAAGAAGACCUUGGCGAUGAAUGGGAUUACUAUGGUGUAGGACGCAAGGGCGGUAACAGGGGAGAAUUCUCACCCAUUUUCUACCGUCCUUCUGUCUGGAACAUGGAGGAUUCCAAGACCUACUGGCUCAGCUCGACACCCCAUAAAGUCGGUUCUCGAGGGUGGGACGCCGCGUUUCCCAGGAUUGUCACGGUGGCGCGGUUCCAACAUAUCAGCACUGGAAACCGUUUGGUGUAUAUGUGCACACACUUCGAUCACAAGGGGAAAACAGCUCGCGAAAACUCAGCAAAGCUUAUCUCUGCUACGGCUGAAGAAUGGUCUUCGCACGGAUUUGAGAACGUCCCUGUUUUUAUCGGCGGCGACCUCAACUCGUCCCCCGACGAGCCGGCCUACAAGCAUCUGGCCAGCGCGAUGAACGACGUAAAGAACAUUAUUCCACUUGCGAAGCGCUUUGGUCAUUCAUCCUACACAUACACGGGAUUCACUGUCAGUCCAUCAGACGAUAUGGAUUUGGAUCAUAUUUUCGUCAAGGAUACAAGUGGACUGCAAUUCAAGUCUUUUGCUGUCCUCAACAACUUAUAUGAAGAUGGCGUUUUUAUCUCGGACCAUCGGCCGGUUGUUGUGGACUUGCGACUGAACCAUGUCAGUCGCAAAAAUCGAAGGGAAGAGGAUGCAUCUAAGUAA